Oryza sativa Japonica Group (Japanese rice) is the source of this 1843-nucleotide messenger RNA. RefSeq names its product probable WRKY transcription factor 13. Gene Ontology annotation, molecular function: sequence-specific DNA binding; DNA-binding transcription factor activity. The record is from RefSeq and is a predicted model, not a curated record. NCBI's taxonomy places the organism in Eukaryota, Viridiplantae, Streptophyta, Magnoliopsida, Poales, Poaceae. Gene Ontology annotation, biological process: regulation of DNA-templated transcription.
UCUUAAUUUCCUCGAUGAUAUAUAAUAAUGCAAUCCCUUGUCUCUCCCACACCCUAUAAACAUCCGGAUAUCACACACAUUCACACUCACACCUCACAAAAAAGCAAACAAGACAGCGAAAAUAAUCAGAGAGAGAAACUGGAGAGAGAGAAGAGGGAGAGAUGUUCCCAUCACCAGGGAGGGCGGUGAUGGCGCUAGGCCACCACGGCGCCGCCCGCCAACCGCCGACCACCAUGGCGGCGGCGGCCUCCUCGUCGACGACCUCCGCCGCCGCCGCCCCGGCCACGGCCACCACCACCGUCGCCUUCUCCUUCCAGCAUCCCACGCCCACGCCGUCUUGCGAGGAAGGCGAUCAUCGAGGGAGGCCGCAGAUGGGGAAUAAGGGCGAGGCGGCGGCGGCGAUGGGCGCCAUGGGGAUCAACGACGCCGGCAACAACACGGCGGCGGCGGCGGCGGCGCAGCAUCAUCUGGGGGUUGGCGCGGUGAGGAUGAAGAAGGUUGGGGGAGGAGGAGGAGGAGGAGGGAAGGCGCGGCGGAAGGUGCGGGAGCCGAGAUUCUGCUUCAAGACGAUGAGCGACGUGGACGUGCUCGACGACGGCUACAAGUGGCGCAAGUACGGCCAGAAGGUCGUCAAGAACACCCAGCACCCAAGGAGCUAUUACCGGUGCACGCAGGACAACUGCCGGGUGAAGAAGCGGGUGGAGCGGCUGGCGGAGGACCCCCGCAUGGUGAUCACCACCUACGAGGGCCGCCACGUCCACUCCCCCUCCCGCGACGACGACGACGCCGCCCGCGCCUCCGCCGAGAUGACCUUCAUCUGUCCUUUGAAUCGAAGGAAUGUACCCUAUGGAGCCCUAUUAAAUUCCUAUGGAAUGCCUCAUUUCAUGAUCAUUGUUCAAAUCGCAUUCAGUACAAUUUAUGUCGUACUAGUAUUACUAGUAGCAGUAACACACGUGGACAGUUCACUUCAAGGAGUAUAUUUUGGAGGUAAUAGUUCUUCUGCUGCUGCUGCUGCUGCCAGCCAGAUGUCGAACCAAAUUUUGAUUGAAUUCAAUCAAAUCUACUAUUUCAGAUUUGAAUUUCUCAAAAACCAUUUGAACUCCUCCUUGAUGUUGACCAAUUUUGAGCUGGCUCGAAAUCAAAAAACCAGUUCACAAAUCUCAAUGGGUUUUCCACGAAACUGCAUAUCCUGGCUAGAUACUCUCUUGCAGCCGUCGCCAUCCACCCACGCAUCCCACUUACCGCCGCGAGGUCAACUCGUGGCGAGCGUGGACGCCUGUGGGCCGUCCGAUGCGGAUCGGAUAUUCCCUCUCAGGUCCACUGCCCGCGAAACCCGGUCACGAGGAAAUAUCAAUUCGAGUGAUCUGAUGGAUCUAUCAGCCAUAGCUAUAGCCCAUUGCAUUUCCACAAAACAACCUAAUCACAAGGUGGGGGCAUCACGAGAAAGAAAGAAAGAGAGAUAGUGAGACACAUGCAUGCAUCAAACCUAAUACUACUACUACUCUGCUUUGUUAAUUACUCCAUUAAGCAUCCAAAUUUCGACCUAAUCACAAUUCACACAGAUCUAAAGCGCAAUUAGCCAAUGGGUGGGGCCCACCACGACAAUAAUGGACGAGGACGAGCGAGCAAUUAAAAUAUAAAAAAUGGCAACGUCGCACCACCGUCCAGUGACCUCCCAUCCGUGAUCUACAGCCGUCCAGCUUCGUAGCGGUGACGUCACCCCGAUUGCCGUUCCCGAGAAGGUAAAGCGAAGCGGAUGCCUCCUCGUUGAGGCCGUCCGAUGGCCACGUCCUUCCAUCCAACGGUUGACAUGCUAAUCGGUCAAAUAUUCGGGGGUCUGACG